GCAGCGAGCGGACGGGCGGCAUGGAGCCCCGCGGGGCGGAUGGCUGCUUCCUGGGCGACGUGGGUUUCUGGGUGGAGCGCACCCCCGUGCACGAGGCGGCCCAGCGUGGCGAGACCCUGCAGCUGCAGCGGCUGAUCGAGAGCGGCGCGUGUGUCAACCAGGUCACAGUGGACUCCAUCACGCCGCUGCACGCAGCCAGCCUGCAGGGCCAGGUGCAGUGUGUGCAGCUACUGCUGGCUGCCGGGGCGCAGGUGGAUGCCCGCAACAUUGACGGCAGCACGCCCCUGUGUGAUGCCUGUGCCUCAGGCAGCAUCGAGUGCGUGAAGCUCCUGCUGUCCUACGGGGCCAAGGUCAACCCACCCCUGUACACGGCAUCCCCGCUGCACGAGGCCUGCAUGAGCGGAAGUUCUGAAUGUGUGAGGCUGCUUAUUGACGUUGGGGCCAACCUGGAAGCACAUGACUGCCAUUUUGGGACCCCUCUUCAUGUUGCCUGUGCCCGGGAGCAUCUGGACUGCGUCAAAGUGCUGCUUAAUGCAGGGGCCAAUGUGAACGCAGCGAAGCUUCAUGAGACCGCCCUGCAUCAUGCAGCCAAGGUGAAGAACGUUGACCUCAUCGAGAUGCUCGUUGAGUUUGGAGGCAACAUCUACGCACGGGACAACCGGGGGAAGAAGCCAUCCGACUACGCAUGGAACAGCAGCGCGCCUGCCAAGUGCCUGGAGUUCUACGAAAAAACACCUCUGACCCUGUCGCAGCUCUGCAGGGUGAGCUUGAGGAGGGCCACUGGUGUCAGAGGACUGGAGAAAAUCACCAAGUUGAACAUCCCUCCCCGGCUCAUCGAUUACCUUUCCUACAACUGAGCUGCAGGCGCGGGAGGCAG
Messenger RNA from Odobenus rosmarus divergens (Pacific walrus), 877 nucleotides. It is a transcript of the gene ASB13, whose product is annotated as ankyrin repeat and SOCS box containing 13. The record is from RefSeq and is a predicted model, not a curated record. Bases 21 to 857 code for a protein of 278 amino acids. Gene Ontology annotation, molecular function: protein binding. NCBI's taxonomy places the organism in Eukaryota, Metazoa, Chordata, Mammalia, Carnivora, Odobenidae. Gene Ontology annotation, biological process: intracellular signal transduction; protein ubiquitination; positive regulation of protein catabolic process. The transcript is spliced from 6 exons.